This is a messenger RNA of Colletotrichum scovillei, 1285 nucleotides long. RefSeq lists its product as uncharacterized. Lineage: Eukaryota; Fungi; Ascomycota; Sordariomycetes; Glomerellales; Glomerellaceae. Bases 234 to 734 code for a protein of 166 amino acids. The record is from RefSeq and is a predicted model, not a curated record. The transcript is spliced from 2 exons.
CCGAUGAUCAGGUACCUUACCUUACCUCACCUUACUGACAUAUUUCUAUCUCCGCACGCCGCCGUCUUUGACAUUCCUCCCUUUUUCUGAAUUCUUGAUUUUAACCUCAUCUCUGGAAAGACAGGUCGCCGGCAGAUUGCCAGAAAGCCGACUCCAAGCUUCAUAAGUCAUUCUCAGCUAGACGUCCAUCGUCCACGGACUCUGCAAAGUAUUUUAGCCAUCGAGGGGGCACAAUGUCGUCAUCAACAACAGCCACCAAAGUCACUGCCACGCGAGGCGGCAGUGACGCUGGAGCCGUCCAGCAGUCUACCAUUUACAAGUUUGUAAUGACGCCCAUCAUCCUCGUCUCCUUUCUGCUCUCCCUGGCCUGGGUAGACCUCACCUAUACCAUCAGGAGGUCAAGAAAUCAUGGCCGGCAGGGCUGGAUGCCUUCCUGGCUGCACAGUAUCCUCUACCGGAGAUCACAGUACCGCUACGCAGAAGCCAAGGACUCAAAAACAACGACGCCAACGGCGACACCGAGUCCCAAGGACGAGAAGGAGGAGUUUUACUACCACAGUAAACAGAAGAAGCUGUUGCGCGCAGAAGUUGACGAUGCGUUCCAGCUGAGAGGUCAAGUUCUCGUCGUAAUGGCGCUCGUGUUGCUCACGACGUCGCUGGCUUUUGCUUGGGGUGGCUGGAAGGUCUCCAGCUGGGUGUGGAGGAGCUUUGGCGAGAGAGCUUUCGGCAUUUGAAAGGUUACGAAUGAGAUUGUUGAUUCUGCGCCGGGCUGAGAUUUCUGGCAUACGGUCGCAAUUCCACGAUUUUCAAAAGCUCUUCCCAGCUCAUCAAUGCGCACCGGGGACUAUGGCGACACAAGUUGGGAUGAACUUUCUGUUCAUGCGACUCUUCCAAGGGCUCUGCCAGAGUCGAUGUCGGGGCCCACUCGACAUUACAUGGUGCUUGACUCGGCCAGCCCUCGACAGCUCUCAAAACCUCUGGCACCCAAAUCGAUAAACGGAUAGCAAUUUAGAGCUGACCUCAAUGUUGGUGCGCUAUUGAAUACAGCCUGGGAACAUAUGACUGGCUAUGAAGGGAAGACUGGAUGAGAGUUUGGACAAAACGGCGUAGAGGGCGAAACCUUGGAGGUUUGAUUAUACCCUGGAGUUGAUUUGUAGCUACCUGCACUUAAUGAUGGAAUCAAAAGUGUUCACAUUCCUCGGGUGGAUCAGAUGUGGGAGUCAGCUUAUGAUUCUUGUAUGGAUACCAUGAUGCAGUCUUAUGUUUUCACCCAUAUGAACACGUG